Molecule: messenger RNA, 1699 nt
Organism: Saccostrea cuccullata (small rock oyster)
Lineage: Eukaryota; Metazoa; Mollusca; Bivalvia; Ostreida; Ostreidae
Exons: 2
Coding region: 230-1576 (448 amino acids)
Source: RefSeq, a predicted model, not a curated record
CGAGAUCAUGUGAGAUUGCAAAGCAACUCCCAGAAUUCAAUGCGAAGUUUGACCCAGAUUCGAUCAGUCGUGGAAUUUUACGCUCUAUAUUUUAUUUGGAUUUAACCUUAUUUUGUGAUAUUUAUAGUAUAUUUUACGAUUUAGUUGGACAGUGAAUUAGUGCGGAACAUUUGCGGUAAAUUCAAACGGUUAUUUGAACUGUGCAGUUACAUAUUGACGAAGUUCAAUAAUGGACGAGGAGCGUCCCUCAGGCUCCGACGCCAUUUUGGGGGAUUUUCUUACACAAGUGAUGUCUACAGAACAGUCAGACACGCAUCAUGAGCAAGAUGUACAUAAAGGUGCAAUGAAAUCUCGUAAGCGAGAUGCACUUAAUAAUGAACAUUCGUCGCAAGAUACCCAUAAGUGGGGAGACGAUGAUUCUCUGGGGACUAGCGCAAGGUGCGUAAUUACGCAAGAGACUCAUGAGAAACAAGAUCGUGUUAACAACACUGAAUUUGUGACAGAGACUAUGUUUAAGAAAUUCAUGGUCGACCAAAAUCUGGCGAUGCUUGCCAUGAAAAAAUCUUUGGAUGCAAUUAACAAUAUGAUUUAUGUGGAAGCAGAGUCGACAGAUGAGAGUGAUUCGGAUUUGGUAAAAAAUUCAGCCAAAAGAAAGUCUGAAAACGUUACAGAAAAUGCGCCAAAAAAGGCUAAGAUCAGCAGCGAGUCAGAGUCGACCGCGCGUGGAAAAUUACCCGCUGUCAGUCAAAAGGAGGCGGGGCCUUCAGACUUGGGCGGAUGUGACGUAGAAGGAAACAAAAAUGGCGGCUCGGAUAAACAUGAGGAAGAUCUGAAUCAUCUGUUUGCGGUUUCCAACUAUAUUGUAGAGGAAAAAACGUCAGAUGGUGUUGCUACUAAAUUGGCAGACUUAGUUAAUAAGUUGUUAGUUAACAAACUCGAGGAUUCGAAGAAAAAUGACUUAUUUGAUAAGCAUUUACGACCUGAGAACUGUAAGUUGGAAUUUCCUCGAGUGAAUGAUUUUGUGUGGAAUUACUGCAUGAACGAAACUACGAGAUCGACGGAUGUUAAGGUACAUAAAAUUCAGAAAACCUUAUUAAAAGGACUUGGUCCGGUGAUCAAAGUGGUAGAUAGUUUGCUGAAACCUAACAAUGACUUUGACAAAAACAAAGCUGCAAAAGAUCUACUCGAUGGCGUGGCCAUGUUGGCCUCUGCUAAUACUGAGAUUUCUUUGCACAGAAAAGCGUGUAUUAAAAACAACAUGAAACAAGAAUAUAAGAAACUGUGCACAAGUCAGACUGAAAUUACAGCAUACUUGUUUGGUGAUGAUGUGGUUGACAAAAUGAAAAACAUUACUGAACAUAACAAAAUGGCAAACAAGGUAGCGUAUGAAGACAAAAGCUCCAAAACGAGAAUGAAAUUCAAUCCUCGCCUAAAGUUCAAAGAAAGAGCUAAAACAAAUUUUUUAGGGAGAGGACCCCAGCACUACCAGCUGGGGAAUUACAGCAGGAACUACCACCACAACAAUCACGACACAAAGAAAAGCUACACGAAGAAAUCUGCGUCCCACCAGAAGUAGAGAAGCAUUAUCGACCGGGUAUGCCAAAAAAUCCUGAUGGACAAAGCCGAAGGCCUGCUGGUCACACCUCUAUGGGACACACAGAAUUGGUAUCCAAUCAUCUUGAGAAUGUGUGUGAAACCA